Quercus robur (English oak) is the source of this 681-nucleotide messenger RNA. RefSeq lists its product as uncharacterized. Lineage: Eukaryota; Viridiplantae; Streptophyta; Magnoliopsida; Fagales; Fagaceae. The record is from RefSeq and is a predicted model, not a curated record. The transcript has 3 exons. The coding region runs from base 1 to 681 and encodes 226 amino acids.
AUGGGUUGUGGGGAAUCAAAACACGAUGUUGUCACCGACAACACCAUCCUCCGCAAGAAACCUAAUGCCAAUUCCAAUUCCAAGAACAGCAAAGACAUAGAAAUUGUCACAGAAACAAACACCAAAGAUAGCACCACGAACUCAUCGGUGCAAAAACCGGAGAAGGUGACUAAAGAAGACAAUAACAAGGAAAUUAGUGGUGCAAUUGAAGCUGGUGAUGCUAAGGUCAUAGGUGAAAACAAGACUGUGAAGGAAGGAGAUGACAAAGAAAUAGAUAAAGGGAAAGAAGGUGGUGAUGAAAAGCAAGAGGGAGAGAGAUUUAUAUCCCAUGACUCACCAAACCAUUACUUUUCAUCAAGGAAAGAUGAGGAAGCAGUGGAAGGGAUUAUUUCUGAUGCCAAGUCUGAGUAUGACUCUCCACAUGCAGCAGAGAAGGAAGAUUUGUUGAAUGAGAAUGUGAGAGCUGAUAAUGCAGUGCAGGAGAAAGUUGUGGCUAAUGAAACAAAUGCAGAAAAGAAAAAUGGAGAGGCCUUAAACGUGAAGGAAGAGAAUGUGGUCAAGAAAGCAGAACCGGAGGCAACUGUUGAAGCAAAAGUUUCAAGUCCUGCUACAGAAGAGAAGGAUAAAAAAGCUGAGGAAAUUAAGGCUGAUAUACCAACCAAGGAUAAGGACACAAAGUGA